Messenger RNA from Vitis vinifera (wine grape), 2119 nucleotides. Its product is annotated as very-long-chain aldehyde decarbonylase CER1. NCBI's taxonomy places the organism in Eukaryota, Viridiplantae, Streptophyta, Magnoliopsida, Vitales, Vitaceae. The record is from RefSeq and is a predicted model, not a curated record. The transcript is spliced from 10 exons. Bases 73 to 1935 code for a protein of 620 amino acids. Gene Ontology annotation, biological process: lipid biosynthetic process. Gene Ontology annotation, molecular function: oxidoreductase activity; iron ion binding.
AAUCAGUAUAUAUAGCCCUCCAAUUUUGUAGACGGCAAACUAAAUUAAGCAAGUAACAUUAUAGAAGUGUAUAUGGCUUCCAAACCAGGUAUCCUCACUGACUGGCCUUGGAAGUCUCUUGGAAGCUUCAAGUAUGUGAUAUUGGCUCCAUGGGUAGUUCAUAGCAUAUACACAUUAAUAAUCAAAGAUGGGAAGGAGAGGGACCCUGUUUACGUUCUAUUUUUCCCAUUUCUGUUAUGGAGGGCACUUCACAACCAGAUUUGGAUUUCUCUUGCUCGAUACCGAACAGCUAAGGGAAACAAUAGGAUCGUUGAUAAGAGUAUUGAAUUCGAGCAAGUUGACAGGGAAAGCAACUGGGAUGACCAAAUAUUGUUGAAUGGGAUCCUAUUCUACGUGGUUUACAUGAUACUUCCUGGGGUUGCUCACAUGCCCUUAUGGAGAACAGAUGGUGUACUUCUUACAAUUCUUCUUCAUAUGGGGCCUGUUGAAUUCCUAUACUACUGGUUACACAGAGCAUUGCAUCAUCAUUAUCUUUACUCACGCUAUCAUUCUCAUCACCAUUCCUCGAUUGUCACAGAGCCCAUCACCUCUGUCAUCCAUCCUUUUGCUGAACACCUAGCAUAUUUUCUACUGUUUUUAAUACCACUGUUAGCAGGAUUUUUCAUGAGAAAGAGCUCCAUGGCAGCCGUCUUUGGUUAUAUUUCUUAUAUUGAUUUCAUGAACAACAUGGGACACUGCAAUUUCGAGCUGAUCCCUAAGAUGCUAUUCUCCAUUUUUCCACCUCUUAAGUACCUCAUGUAUACCCCCUCGUAUCACUCUCUGCAUCACACUCAAUUCAGGACCAAUUACUCACUUUUUAUGCCCAUCUAUGAUUACAUCUAUGGUACAAUGGAUAAAUCUUCAGAUGCGUUAUAUGAAAAAUCACUUAUAAGACCUGAACAAUUGCCCCAUGUGGUUCAUUUGACACAUCUUGUAACGCCACAGUCCAUCUAUCAUCUGAGGCUAGGAUUCGCCUCCUUAGCCUCCAAACCUUACACAUACAAAUGGUAUGUAUGGGCAAUGUGGCCAGUGACAUGUUGUUCUAUAAUGCUAACAUGGACCUAUGGUCGAACGUUUAUUCUUGAGAGGAAUCAAUUCAACAAAGUCAAUGUCCAAACGUGGGUCGUACCAAAAUUCAAGAUACAAUAUCUCCUGAAAUUGGGAAAUGAAUCCAUCGAUAGUUUGAUAGAAGAAGCCAUACUCAAAGCAGACAAAAGAGGGAUUAAAGUUUUGAGUUUAGGUCUCUUGAACCAGGGUGAUGAGUUUAAUAGUUAUGGUGAGCUUUAUAUCCAUAAUAAUCCUAAGCUCAAAAUCAAGGUGGUGGAUGGGAGUAGCUUAGCAGUAGCUGUUGUUCUAAAUAGCAUUCCUAAAGGAACAACUCAAGUACUCUUCAGAGGCAACCUCACCAAGGUUGCUUAUUUUAUUGCUUCUGCUUUAUGCCAAAUGGAUAUCCAGGUAGCCACAUCACGUAAGGAUGAGUAUGAGCAACUCAACACAAAGCUCAAGAAUGUUGAGUGUGAAAGUAAAUUACUACUUUCUAAAAGUUUUACUGAAAAGAUAUGGGUGGUUGGAGAUGGAUUGACCAAAGAAGAACAAAUGAAAGCAUCGACAGGAACAUUAUUCAUUCCCUUUUCUCAAUUCCCUCCAAAGAGGUUGCGCAAAGACUGCCUCUACCACACUACACCAGCAAUGAUGCCUCCCAAGUCUUUUCAGAACAUAGACUCUUGUGAGAAUUGGUUGCCGAGAAGAGCAAUGAGUGCAUCGCGUGUAGCUGGGGUAAUUCAUGCAUUAGAAGGAUGGAAUGUGCACGAGUGUGGUAACACAAUGUUCAACGUUGAGAAAAUAUGGGAAGCUAGUCUCCAACAUGGAUUUCGUCCUUUAACGGUCCCCACAUGAUCAUAUGAUCACAUGCAUAAGCCAAUAUCUUUAUCUAUCUAUUUGUGUUGUUGAACUUGGAUAUCCUAUAAUUUUAGCUUGUUAUAUUAUAUAUGAAACUCAAUACCUACUUGUGUUUCAUGGGUAACUAAUAUUGGUUAUGUUAAUUUGGCUUUUCAAGUUGUUAUAAUACUUUAUUGUUUCC